CACCAACGCCGGCACGGCCAAGCUACGAUAUCCGGCUAGCAGCCAUGGCAUCCGUCAGCGAUGUGUUCACCGUCAUCAGCUCUCUCGCACUGCGACUGAGCAUCUGGAUUUUCCUGCGAUGGAUUCCCACAUCAAUCGUUCCGCCGCUUGCCGCCGCGCUCACUGCCAUCUACAUUCCCUCCUUCUUCACUAGCUUCCAGGACACAGCAGAGUACAAGAUCAUUUCAGAUGAGCUGGACAUCAUUGUGAAAGACACUAUCGAACGCAACCCGAGCGUCGAAGCCGAGCUUAUCGAAGGUGCCGAAGAUGGACCGCUGGAGGAACUCGACGUGCAGGAAACGAUACAAUACGAGGAGAGGCAGCCAAAGAUCUUGAGGACGCUGCUCACUGGUCUUCCCAGCCCCUCAUCGGCGCUAUGGAGCUGGAUCACCUUCGGUAUCAAUAUGGCGCUGAUCGCUAUGGCACUCGAUGUCGUCUACCGCGCGCCUCUGCUCCACGACUGCCACAACGCGUCGUUCGGACGCAUUGGGUACGUGUCAGAUCAUAGCGCAAAGGUUCUGAUCAGAGAGCCGUAUACACACGAUGUCAAGGUUAUGUACCGUUCAAUCGACGAGAUGAACCGCUCUUGGAUGCAUAAGACUCUGUAUGCCUCCCAGCCUAAGCAAUGGCUGACGAACGACACCGACUUCACCUCUGUCAUUGACCUUGACCAUCUACGCUCCGAUACGCCAUACGAGUACAUCAUCAACACAUCGAAUGGUAACAAGACCGGCACCUUUACCACUGCGCCGCGCCCUGGUCACAUCUCAGCCUUCAAAGACAACAAGUACACGUUCGUGCACUCCAGCUGCAUCAAGCCUCGAAUGCCCUAUACACCUUUCCAGCAUCCUCUCGAAUUCCCAGGCAUGAAGCACCUCGCAGGCUGGCUACACGAGCUGAAGCCAUACUUUAUGCUCUUCCUCGGCGACUUCAUCUAUAUCGACGUACCACACAGGCUGGGCAAAGACGCAGAGACCUAUCGGCGCGAGUACCGCCAAGUCUACUCCUCGCCAUCAUGGCCCGCAGUCAGCGAUAACCUGCCCUGGAUCCACGUCAUCGACGAUCACGAGAUCCAGAAUGACUGGAACAGCAACAUGACCGGCGUGGCCGUUCCUGCGUACGACGCCUUCACGCACUACAACGCUGCCGCCAACCCACCUGCCCACCGCAAGGGUGCCACCUACUUCUCUUUUACACAAGGCCCAGCCGAGUUCUUCCUCCUCGACACACGCCGGUACCGCAGUCCUGCCAACAAAGACCCCAACGACCCCAACAAGACGAUGCUCGGCGCCACCCAGCUCGAAGACCUGCUCACCUGGAUCCACAAAGAGCCACCAAGGGGCGUCCACUGGAAGAUCAUCGUUACCGGCAUCCCAUUCACCAAGAAUUGGCAAUUCGGCUCCGAGGACACCUGGGGCGGGCACCUCGUCGAGCGGCGUCUUGUCCUCGAAGCUGCCUGGUCACUCUCCUCCACGCACGGCGUUGGCGUCGUAGUCCUCAGCGGCGACCGCCACGAAUUCGCUGCCACAUCUUUCCCACCACCGCCAGGCUCCCGUUGGCCGGUCAGCGCGACGGUGCACGAGUUCAGCACGAGUCCGCUCAGCAUGUUCUACCUCCCGAUCCGGACCUACAAGGAGAUUGAUGAUGAGGAUGUCACGAUUAAGUAUCUGCCGGAUGGGAACAGCAAGUUCGGCGCUGUCGAGAUUACGACGCCGGUCCAUGGGGAGCAGAGUCAUUUGAAUUAUAGGUUAUUUAUUGAUGGGAAGGAGGCUUGGACACACCUUAUUUCGACGCCGCCGAGUAAGGAUGGGAGUCAUAGGGCGAGGGAUGCUGUUUGGGGCUAAUUGAAGUGCUAGUGUUGGAUGAUUUCGAAUAUGGCGCAAAUGGAGGGUAAUGUGUACGGUCUUAGCGAUUAGCAAUUUUUGAGC
Macroventuria anomochaeta is the source of this 1967-nucleotide messenger RNA. RefSeq lists its product as uncharacterized. The coding region runs from base 45 to 1883 and encodes 612 amino acids. NCBI's taxonomy places the organism in Eukaryota, Fungi, Ascomycota, Dothideomycetes, Pleosporales, Didymellaceae. The transcript is spliced from 3 exons. The record is from RefSeq and is a predicted model, not a curated record.